UUUGAUUCAACUAUGUCUGGGUGCCAAUCUGGUGAUCAAUCCUUCUGGCCCAACGCAAAGUCAACCUGCUGGUCCAGGGUUCGGGCUCACAUGCGAAGGGCACGGAGAGAAUGCAGAACUCUUUACAAGGAUGAAAUGGAUGGGUCCUAAAGGCGAAUUGAUGGAAGGAAUGACUGGACCUAUUGAAGUCUCAAAAGUGGGACAAGCUCUGUUAUUAAUGUUCAAAAAUCCCACAUUAGAAGACACUGGAACUUACAAUUGCAGCGCAGUGUACGACAACAUUGACAAGCAUGAUGCUUCUGUACAGAUCACUUUUUAUCAGGAUAUUACGUGGGAGGAUUGUGAGGAAAAACAAGCCCUUGUCAUUAACACUAACGGCAAAGUGCGGUGCAGGGUCUCUGCAAACCCGCCAGCCACAGUAACCUGGAGCAAGGAUAACCACCCCCUGGGAGAUGACCGACAUAUUGUUGAGAGUGAUGGAGUACGUGUUUCGGCUGUAACCCAAGAAGACAAAGGUCAGUUUGUUGUACGUGCCAUGGUGUCCCAGACUGGAAGAUUUCUAAACAGGCGCAUCAAAGUGGAAGUUCAUGAACCUCCAGAGAUUAUUGAACUGGAAGAAAAAAUGGAAGCUACUGAAGGUGAAGAAGCGACUUUAAGAUGUCAAGCUCAAGGGUUCCCAAGACCCACAUAUUCUUGGUUUGAUCCUAAGGAGCGAAAUGUGAGUACUGUGGAAGGACAUAUUGUAGAUGCAGAUACUGGAACACUAGUCAUCAGUCAAGUAAAACGUGAUCAAAAGGGAACAUACACUUGUCUUGCGAAAAAUCCAGCAGGAGAAGCAAAAAGAGGUCUUGAUCUGUCGGUUAUAGUAAAACCUGAAGUAAAAUCUUUUGAGAAUAAAACUACAGUAAAAGAUCAGCCUGUUACGCUUGAGUGCCGUGCUGCUGGUGAUCCUCUACCUGAACUCAGCAUUCGUAAACAAGGCAGAGACAGGCCUUUUGAUGAUGAGGAUGAUGGAGUGCAGUUAAGUCGACGACAGGAAGCUGGUGAAGCUGUUUUGGUUUUCACCAUUGCUGAGGCAACACGAGAACAUGAUGGACUAUAUUAUUGUACUGCAGAGAAUAGAGGAGCACAUGUUGAAAGAGUAGGCCACAUAACUGUUGAGUUUUCUCCUGAUAUGUCAUCUACUCCUAAAUAUUCAGUGAAAACAUGGGAGGGUAAUCCUGUGAACUUGAGCUGCAUUGCUGAAGCUAUUCCCAAUGCUACCAUAUCCUGGUCUUUCCAGGAACAGAAAAUUAUAGAAGGUGAUACUUACACAAUCUAUGGUAGAACAGCUCACAGUAAUUUGCUUGUGCGGCCCAAUGCUGAAGGUGGAGGCCGAGGUGGCCAAAAUGUAUAUGGAACAUACAAAUGUCAAGCGGAAAACCCUCAUGGAACUCAGUACACCCAUAUUGAAUUACAGGAAGCCCGAAAACCAACAGAUGUACGUGGAGUUCAAGUAGUUAAAGAAACCGCAACAACUAUGACCUUCAAUUUUGAUCCACCGGCUAAUGAUGGAGGCUUGCCUAUUUUGGGAUAUGUUGUCAAAUAUCAUGCUGAAAAUGAACCGUAUGAAGAAGCAGUUGUAUCUGACUGGAGUGAAGGUUCUCCUUACGUAUUGUCAAAUCUGCGACCUAGCACAACUUACCUGUUCCAGUUUGCAGCACGAAAUCAGGCAGGAGUUGGGGAAUGGAAUGAUGAGCGUCGUCUUUCAACGCGAGCAGAAUCUGCUCCGGAGGCACCCAAAUUUAUCACUCCUGGUGGAGCGAAUGUUAGUGCCUAUCCUGAUAAAUUUGUAGUGAGGUGGACUGUUCCUUUGGAUAAUGGAAGGAAAAUUGAUUACUUUGAACUGAGAUAUUUUGAAGCUGAAAAAAGAAAAGAACAGCCUUGGCGGCGAAUAGGUGAAGUUGUUUCUCAAAAAAUUUAUGAUAUGGAUAGACCCUCCUAUGAAAUGACAGGAUUAAAAGGAAAUUCCUUCUACAAAGUGGAAGUACGAGCGCACAAUGAUAUUGGAUUCAGUCAGGAUGCGACUAUGGUCUUCCAGACUGCCUCAGGCUCAGAUUUAGAUCCUUCAAGUGGCAGUCAUCAUGGAUAUGCAGCGGAUGGUGGUUCAUCCCUCUCUACCGGCGCAGUUCUGGCUAUAGUUGUUGCAAUUCUCCUUGUCAUUCUCAUUGUCAUUGAUGUUGUCUGUUACGUGCGAUGGGAGUGGGGUGUUGUUCAUUUCCUCAGAAGCAGAGUCUGUGCAAAACCAACUGGAGCCUCUGAUGAAAAAGCAAAAGAAGCUGCAUUUGAAGAUGCAUCGAAAGGGAAAGUAGACAACUUUGAAAAGAAGACUCGAACAGAAGUCGACAACCCUGCUUUCGACCAAGAGAAGGAACCACUGAAGGCGAGAACAGAUGCUGAAGAAGUGGUGAGCGAAGACACUCCCAUGAUCUGUGCCAAAGAUGGGAAAGGCACUAUCGAUGACACUAAAGAUUUGAAAGGUUCUCAAUCAAGCGUUGCCAAAGACAGCCUGGUGUAGUCACACCAGACAAAGGAUAUCAGGACGGUUUACCGUCACAUCCGUCUGCCCCACUUUGGGGUGGACACCAUCAUGAGGGAGGAGAAAUCUUAUUUGGGGAAAACUGAAGUGUUCAAGAGACUGAUUUUCGCAGUUUUGUCUCAUUUGCCUGUGUACUGUUUGUAUAUACAUACAAUGACUGCAGCUGUAUUUACGUAAGCACACAGUGGGACCUCUUUUGAUGGAUCUCUCCAUUACAGCAAAUUAUUUUUCUCGAGCUAUCACGAAAUUCGAGAUGACCGCUCUCGGUCCGUGGUCCCUUAGAAAGAGGUACCACUGGAUGUACAAAUUACAUGUACAUUUAUUACUCAUUUGGAAAAAAGUAACUUGGCACAAAAGACUGCUUUCAGAAAUAUUUUCAAAGAGAAGCACUUGAAUUAAGCAAACCUAAUGAUAUUUGCUAUACCAUUCAAAGUUACACUAGUGCUAUCUGGCAGCUAUUUAUGCAGUUCCACUUGCAGCAUGAAAAUUGGUUUUUUCUUUUCCCUUGCAGUAUGUCUGUAUAAAAGUAAUAAAGUGUCAACUUGACAUGACGCUUCAAAUGAGCGAUCAAAUUUGUGUGUAUACUUAUGCAGUGAAACUCUGAUUUUGCAUUCCUUCCAUUCUCUUUAAUGUCAAAUCUCUUUUACAGGUAUUUUACAGGUAAUCUUUUGAUUUUAUGUGUGAUACAUUUCUAUUGCAACAUGUUUGCUUUUUGUCAAAAGUGAAGCACAUAUUUUUAGUUCUUAAUGGAGCUUAAAAAAAAUAAAAAGAGGAGAAAAUACGUUCUGAAAUUUUUCAAUUGUAUGCUAUUGAAAACUUCUUGUUGAUCUGAAUCUAAAAAAUAUGUUAGUUAGUUUAACUAAAUUAUAAAAUUGUUAAAGGCACAUUUUAAUUAUAGGUUUUUUAUUUAUAUGCAAGCAAAACUACUUUAUUAUGCUUCUCAGGAAAAACAAAAUCAUUGUUAACACAAUUUUAUACCUUUUAAAAAUGUAUUUUCUUGAAUAUUUAAGAUGGAUCACUUCUUUUGUUUCAAAUAUACAUUCCCUUUUCUGAAAAAAAAAAAAAAAAAAAAAUAAGAAGAAUAAUUUGCAUUCAUUUAGUUUUAUCAUUGAAAAAAAAUUCAAGUUACUCUUUCACUGUGUAAGUAUUUAUGCAACAGCAUCUUGUUUAUUUGACCACAUAAUAUUUUUUAAAAAUUCUUCUGAAAAAUAUACAUUGUAAAGAAACUGCAAACGCACAUUGUGAUUGAAAAAAGUGCUCUGAAUAAUAAACUAUGCCUUUUUUAAUGAGCAUGCACAGCUGGUUAUUAUUGGUAGUUUUAAAUUUCUACCAAAUAAUUUUAUUGACAAAAAAUUGUUUUUUGGUUAAAUGAUCAAGAUAUGAUAAACACAGCGUAUAAAAUAUACUAUAAGUCUCAGAAAGAAAAAAAAAUAAGACUUUAGUAACCCACUAAUGGAUAUAUUCGAUAAAUCUUCUAGGCUGCGAGUUCACAAAUACAGUUAUAAAAUUUCGUUAAAUUUCAAUAUGUGUUCCUUGGUGCUUAAGAUUAAUUAAGUAGUUUUGUGCUUACUUGGUUCCUUAACUGACAAUUGAAAGGCUCACCUAUAUUCCAAAAAAAUAUUAAAGUGGAAAGAUGGGAAAGAGAAGUAAGCUCAGAGCUGAAAGUAAGUUUAUUUAACAUUUCCAAAAUAAACUCGGUUUGAGCAGUGUUAAUUUAUAAAAAAAUUUCAAGUGUGUGUAUUAAAUAUUAAAUGUAUUAGUAUUCCAUUGUAUUAAAAAACUCAUUUAUUAUCAGCUCUUUGAAAAUGAUUCGAAAAUGCAAAUUUAUGCUUAAAAUUGAAAAAAAAAAUGAAAAUGCAUUAAAUUGUUUUUAUCCUCCAAAAUGGCAAGAGACAAUGUAUUGUUGAAUCUUCCAACGACGUGCUGAAGAAAUGCCUUGAAGAUUUCUCAAAUGUGCCCUGUGAUCUGAUUUUCUAUGCUUAUGGAGGCAAGCAAUCUCAUUAGGAACAGACUGAACUUUCUCUCUUAUUAAAAGACUGAUUCUGCAGUGUAUCGUUUCUCCCUCGUGUGUAUGUGUGUGUCUGUGUCCAUCUGCUUUUUUUCUGCAUUCCAAGAGAUCUUUGGAAAUCAUCAGAGCAAAACAACGACAUUUCCAACAUUGUGCUUUCAUGGUUUGAAAGUAACAUUCGAGAUUAUACCAUUCCUCUCUCAGUGUUUGACGAGUCAUUCCAUUGAUCUGUUCCCCCCUCUUGUUCUGCAUUUUAUUUCAUUAUGUAUGUGUGUGUGUAUGAAUAUACUCAUAAAAUCCCUAUUGUGGAAGAACGAUUAGUUAUUAAUUUUAAAUUCUGACAAAUUUAAAUUCACGAAAACAUUUAGUGAGUAAAACUGAAUUUAUUUUUUUAUUACAAUCAUCAUCCAUCAUUGCAUAUUUUUUCAUUUUGAUUACAAAAUCAAUUCGGUUGUUAGUGUGUUUGACCACAAACGCUUAUGAGUAGUAAGAUUUGUUGCGAUUAGGAAUAAGAGAUGAUUAGGUAAUCCAUGGCUUUAAAGCCCACCGCUUUGGAUUUCAUCACAAUAAAUGUUUUGCUUGAAUUAGCUUAAAUAAAUGUUCAUCAUAAUAAAAGACAAUUUACUUUUGAGGUAAAGCUAAAGUAUUUUUAAAUUUUGCUUAGAAUAGUUUUCAAUGCACUAAUGUUAAAUGCCUCAGCCACGAAAGUGCCAUUGAAGUCGCAAUGAAAUAUAUUUUUAGGUGAUUUUAUAAAGAUUUUUAAUCUCUUACAAAACAUUUUUGAGUAACUAGACUUUACUAACUAGUUUAACCUCGGAUAUAUUUCUCAACAAAAUAUAAGUGUCUAGGGAUUAUUAAUUUUCUUUUACUAUAUUUUAACAUAAAUAUUUGAAGCUUUCACCAUUAUUGCAUUAUUUAAUCUGAAACUGUUAUUUGACAAACUUCCAAUGGGGAUUUUAUGCUUAUUCAUUUUGGCAUUCCAAUCUCGAUAUAACCUUUCUUCAGGCAGUCAUGUUGUCCAUUAAAAGUUUUUCAGACAUGUUGAUAUUCCAUAGACGUUUGAGCAAUAUUCUAUAGGUUUUUUGAUUAUGCAAAUGUUGCAAAAUGAUGAGAGUAAUUUUUUACAGUAAAUGAUGUAGAGAAUGAAGUAAAAAUAUCAAAAUGGUAGAGACAAAUGAAAAUAAUAAAAGAAAUGGUCUCCCACUUGAUUAUUUUGUGUACAGUAUUUAACCUUUUGCCCUUAAUUUAAACGUAUUACAUAAUUAAAGAAUAAAUGCAUAGUGGCUUAACUUAUUUUGCUAUCACUUGGGACUGCAAGUGCUUUUUUUAUAUUGGUCAUCCAUGUGUCAUUAUAUCGAGGUUGUGUAUGUAUACAUAUAUGCAUUGUAUGUACAUUAUUUUUCAUCCUUGUUAAUUGUCUUGUUCAAUUUUCAUUUGUGAUUUUUACUAUUUUGAGAAAUAUAUAUAUAUAUAUUUCUGUGUAAAUGUUUAUUCUGUGCAAGAAAUUUUAUGAAUGGUGUUUCAAAAUGAAGUUUGAGAACCAAGCUCUCAUUUUUUAUGGAGGAAGAAGAAUCAUCAAAUUUAGUAUUUCAGUGUAUUGCAUUUCAGUUUUAGACUCAAGUCGAUGAAAAGAAUUCAGUGAUUUACUUAAUCUAUCAUUUCUUAAAAUUAAUUUUCUAUCAAUUGAUAAGGUAUCAUCAUCGCGUAUUGUUGUAAAAUACAUCUGUCAUUUAGUUGUCUCAGAUUUCAAAUAUUGACUUUCAAUACUGUAACAGCAGAAGUGUGCUUUUACUGCCACCUCUUGGCGAGGUUCGAUGAUGUUGCAUGCAUGAUUGAAGAAUAAAAUCUUGUU
This is a messenger RNA of Uloborus diversus, 6438 nucleotides long. RefSeq names its product fasciclin-2-like. The transcript has 16 exons. Gene Ontology annotation, biological process: axon guidance; homophilic cell-cell adhesion; dendrite self-avoidance. NCBI's taxonomy places the organism in Eukaryota, Metazoa, Arthropoda, Arachnida, Araneae, Uloboridae. Gene Ontology annotation, molecular function: cell-cell adhesion mediator activity. The record is from RefSeq and is a predicted model, not a curated record. Gene Ontology annotation, cellular component: plasma membrane; axon. The coding region runs from base 131 to 2557 and encodes 808 amino acids.